AGAUAUUUUGCACUCUAGUUUCGUAGGCAAUAGCCAAGUAAGAAAUGAGUGGAGUGGCAGCUUCUCCAUGGAUUUUGGGUACUUUUCUUCUUUCAUCGUCUUCAUCCUCACUUGCUAUGGAAUUCUCAACUUCACCGGCUACUUCUGGAGGUGGUGCGGUGUGCCGAUCUCAUUUCAGACAACCGAAAGACCUCAAAUUUGUACUCCAUGAUGCUCUCGAUUCUUCUGGAUUCAACACCACCUAUGCUAGGAAAGCAAGGGAGGGGUUCUUCUCACAAAUCAGGAAGUUGUCUGAUAUAGAGAGGGAAACAAGCAUAAUCAUCAACGGAGAGGUUGACUUAGGGAAAACCGCCCUUCACAUAGCAGCAGAGGAUGAUUCACUCAUUUCUCAUUCUUCUGUACCACUUCCCGUGGAUGCUUUUAUGCAGAGAUUGGAUGGUCUUUCUAGGGGUUAUUGCUCACGCUACCAUUCAUCAUUUAGAUCAUCUCCUGAUAAUUUUCUGGAGUGCCUAGAGAGAUACAUGUAUGUUGACAAGGGUUUUCGACGGACCAACUCAAGCAAUCAGUUGGAGCAACGAGCAGUUUAUCUUCAUUCAGUUCUGACUCAUCGUGUAGGCUCAAUGUCUAUGCUUUCACUGAUCUAUUCUGAGAUCCUGAAAAUGCUACGUUUGUGGGGUCUCCUCAAUUUUGAUGUUGAGAUUUCUUCCCAUAAUGAUUCUUAUGGUUCUCCUAGAGGCUAUAUUAAGCAGAAAACUACAGAGUCUGAUCAGCAACAAAUCGUGACAACGGAAUCCCUGUUACUGAAGAUCUUGAGAGAUUUGAAGAAUGCUUUCUGGCCAUUUCAACUUGAUCAAAGUAGAAGUCCAUUUCUAAGAGCAGCAGAGGCUGCUUACUGCUCCGAUAGAUCAGCUGAUGUUGACAAAAGUGGCUUGCAGCUUGCAUCUGCAAAGGCUGCUAGGCAUAGGCUAGAACGUGGAGUUUGGACCAGCGUACGGUUUGGGGAUAUAAGGCGUGCACUGUCUGCAUGCGAGCGACUCAUUAUUCUAGAAGCCGAUUCAAUGGAAUUACGAGAUUAUGGCGUUCUCCUUUAUCACUGUGGAUUUUACAAAGAAUCAUUGCAAUACCUCAAGUUAUAUCAGGAUACAGAGAAAUCUACCACCAUGAAACAGUUACAAGAUUCCUUGAGAAAACUGGAGGACGAUGCUGUAGAAAAGUUAAUAAUUCGGCUUAACCUCAUCUUGAUGGAAGACGAUAAUAUUAGACCUUCAUCCAUCGCAAGUUCUUUAUAUAACAACACCGAUCCUUGGUAACUAACAUGUACUUCUGAACCUCGUGAACCGGGUUCUUGGUCUGGUCUGGUGAUGUCAGUCUGGUCUUUUUCCCUGUAUAUACAUAUAGCGAUCAAGAACCUCUUGUGGCAACUGCAAAGGGAAUUAUAUGACGCCACACCUUUAUACCAAGGUGUUUUUUACAUGGAGCAUCCAGAUGUACGUUUGUAAUAUUUGUUAACGAACACAAGAUAGACGUUUUGAUGAUCAUAUCGUUGUAAAUAGUGUAUAUGGUAACUCCUCUUUGUUU
Molecule: messenger RNA, 1578 nt
Organism: Cynara cardunculus var. scolymus (artichoke)
Lineage: Eukaryota; Viridiplantae; Streptophyta; Magnoliopsida; Asterales; Asteraceae
Exons: 8
Coding region: 45-1310 (421 amino acids)
Source: RefSeq, a predicted model, not a curated record